This is a messenger RNA of Spirometra erinaceieuropaei, 1698 nucleotides long. Lineage: Eukaryota; Metazoa; Platyhelminthes; Cestoda; Diphyllobothriidea; Diphyllobothriidae. The record is from the annotation of a GenBank genome assembly.
AUGCAUCAGCCGCCUCCCAACUCAGCCACAGCCCCCAACGCGCCGCAAAUCAACGUGAAUGGGACUCAACUGCAAGUGGUAGAGAACUUCCCGUACCUGGGCAGCACGCUCUCCCGCAACACCAAGAUCGACGACGAAGUCGCCAACAGGAUCUCGAAAGCCAGUCAAGCCUUCGGUCGCCUCCAAAGCACAGUUUGGAAUCGUCAUGGUCUCCAACUGAGCACAAAGCUGAAGAUGUACAAGGCCGUCAUCCUGCCGACGCUACUGUACGGAGCGGAGACCUGGACGGUGUACACGAGGCAGGCACGUCGACUAAACCACUUCCACCUCAGCUGUCUCCGCCGCAUCCUGAGGCUGAACUGGCAGGACCGCAUCCCCGACACCGAAGUCCUGGAACGGACGGGAAUUCUGAGCAUCUACUCCAUGCUGAGACAAAUGCAGCUGCGCUGGAGCGGCCAUCUGGUGCGCAUGGACGACGAGCGACUACCCAAACAACUCUUCUACGGAGACGUCGCGACGGGUUCUCGUCGUCAAGGAGGCCAAAUUCGCCGUUACAAAGAUACUCUGAAGUCCUCCCUGAAGCGCCUGCACAUCAACCCGACCAACUGGGAAGAGCUCGCCCGCGAUCGUCCGACAUGGAGGAGAACAGUGAAGACGGGCGCUGCUAUCUACGAAACCAACCGCAUCGCCGCCGCCAAAGUGAAACGCGAAGUCCGCAAAUCACAACUUCGCCCAAUACGCAACGCCGCACAACCUCUCCCUACGUGUCCUCGAUGUCAACGGACAUUCCGGGCACGAAUCGGACUUGUUGGACAUCUUCGAACCAACUGCACCUCUCGAACUACCCCAGCCAUCGUCCCCGCGCCCGCCUCUUCCUCGUCCUCUCUUCCGCCAACUAACUCUGACACUCCUUCUGCACCACCACUUCCAUCAUCCUCCUUCUCCUCCACUGCCCCAGCGGUGGCCGUUCAGGCUGCCGUCUCACACAUCGCCAACCACGACACAGCAACCGCAACCACCCCCACCUGCCCUCACUGCGACCGCACCUUCACCUCACACAACGGCCUGGUCGGUCACUUGCGAAUCCAUCGCACAGAGACUGGUGAACCAGUGCCUGGAGCACCAACCUACACCCAUCGCACUCGCCUCCACUGCCCACAAUGCCCUCGCACCUUCCGGCAUCGCAUGGGCCUAUUCGGCCACAUGCGCAUCCACGAGAGCGGAAUUGACCGCAGUCUUGACACACCCACCCCGCCGAGCCCCACUCCCAAUCCAUCACCUUGUGCACCCACUAACCACUCCCCAGCCGACAUCGACGCCACCGACCUUACCACCCCUCACUCCCCCCCUUCCUCCUCCACCUCCUCCUUCACUGCCACAACGACGGCCACUCCGGCGUCUGUAGCGCACGACUUUACCACAUCCGCACCUGACACAACAACAGGCACAACCCCUGCAACCUCCAUCAACAGAUGUGAGGGCCCGGACUACAUCUGCCCUCACUGCGAUCGCACCUUCACUUCACGCAUCGGCCUGGUCGGUCACUUGCGAAUCCAUCGCACAGAGUCUGGCGAACCAGUGCCUGGAGCACCAACCUACACCCACCGCACUCGACUCCACUGCCCACACUGCCCUCGCACCUUCACGCAUCGCAUGGGUCUAUUCGGCCACAUGCACAUCCACAACGACCUGCGGUAG